UUCACAUUUGUACCCAAUCUAUAUAGCUACCUGUACGUCUCACGUAACGUAAUAUUUUCGUAGAAAUUUUCAGAAUUAUUUGGUAAAAAUAAACUUAAGUUACAAUGUCUUUUAUGGGUGGAUUAAUGGGUGAUUUUGAUGACGAUCCAUUUUUUGGCGCUCAUAUGCGAUCCAUGCGUCAAAUGAAUAACAUGAUGAAUUCUCUAUUUGCUGAUCCGUUUGGAAUGAUGGGAAUUCCAGCUUUAACUAAUGGACCCGGCAGAGGUUCACAGGAUAGUCUUAUGCCAUUUGGAUUUCCAGGAAUGAAUCUUAACAUCAAUAGAUUGUUAGGAGGAUCAUUGGAUUCCUUGGCCAACGAUGCAGGAAAUGGAAAUUGUCACAGCUAUUCAAGCAGUUCCGUAGUACGUAUGACAUCUGGGCCAGACGGUAAACCACAAGUAUAUCGUGCAUCAGCCAGUACACGUACCGGACCAGGUGGUAUACGUGAAACUCAAAGAUCUGUGCAAGAUUCACGAACAGGUACAAAGAAAUUGGCAAUUGGACAUCACAUUGGUGAACGUGCACAUGUUAUCGAACGAGAACAAAACUUAAAUACUGGUGACCAAGAAGAACGUGAAGAAUUCAUUAAUUUAGAUGAAGAAGAGGCUGAAACAUUUAACAAAGAAUGGGAAAAUAAAGCACGCGUACGCCCACCUGCACAUAGUAUUACAGGGGCACAUCGUCCUAAUCACAGACAAUUAGCAUUACCAUCAACAGCUGGUCCAACAGCCACAUCACACAGACGUUCCCGAUUGAAUAGAACAACAGGAUCACCUAUCGCGUCCCCUAGAAGGGCAUUACGAACGACGACAGUACCCAAUACUAGCUCAAGCACAGCAUUAGUUCCAUCUUCGCGCACACCAUACAGCCCACCGGGUCAAACAGCACCAAAUCGUAGACAUCAACGGAACAUAAAAACAGUGUCUGGACCACCAGAUCUGUGAAUUAUUCGUUCGGUAUAAUUAUAAAAAUACACAAAUUUUUUUUUUUCAAUUUGUGUUUAGUGCUAUUUUUUUAAAUCAGUU
Messenger RNA from Chrysoperla carnea, 1064 nucleotides. RefSeq names its product myeloid leukemia factor (gene Mlf). The transcript is spliced from 5 exons. The record is from RefSeq and is a predicted model, not a curated record. Gene Ontology annotation, biological process: regulation of DNA-templated transcription. NCBI's taxonomy places the organism in Eukaryota, Metazoa, Arthropoda, Insecta, Neuroptera, Chrysopidae. Gene Ontology annotation, cellular component: nucleus; cytoplasm. Bases 105 to 983 code for a protein of 292 amino acids.